AUGAGAAAAUUGUUGAUCGUGAAGCGUAGUCAAGAAGUCGUUAUAACUGCAGUUCAAGAGCUCAUUUCAUUGGAUUGGGAAGAAUUGAAAGACCAUCAAAAGAAAGACAAUAUGCUUUCGGAAGUCAUUAGGAAAAUCGAGAAGUCAGAAGGACCAAAUGACUUUAGUAUCAGAGAAGAUGGGACUCUAUAUUACAAGAAUCGAAGAGUAAUCCUAGUAGAUCAAGAGUUAAAGGAAAAGGUGUUGAAGGAAGCUUAUAACACACCUUACACUACUCAACCCAGUGGUACGAAGAUGUACCAGGAUUUGAAGCAGCAUUUCUGGUGGGAAGGAAUGAAGAAGGAUAUAGCAGAAUUUGUGAACAAGUGUUCUGUGGGUUUUCCAAGAACCUCAGCCGGAAAUAUUACUAUUUGGGUGAUAGUUGAUCGUCUGAUGAAAAGUGCUCACUUCAUACCCAUCAAGAAUACAAAUUUUCUAGAGAGAUUGAAGAGAAUUUAUAUAGCAGAGAUUGUCAGAUUGCAUGGAGUGCCUAAGACGAUUGUGAUGGAUAGAGACCCAGUUUUACAUCAUGAUUCUAGCAAAGUUUGCUGA
This is a messenger RNA of Juglans regia (Persian walnut), 591 nucleotides long. RefSeq lists its product as uncharacterized. The record is from RefSeq and is a predicted model, not a curated record. The coding region runs from base 1 to 591 and encodes 196 amino acids. The transcript is spliced from 2 exons. NCBI's taxonomy places the organism in Eukaryota, Viridiplantae, Streptophyta, Magnoliopsida, Fagales, Juglandaceae. Gene Ontology annotation, molecular function: nucleic acid binding.